AAAGAACAGUUUUAAACUGCAAUGUCGACUGAAGUUUCUUGUGAUGUGUUGUGAGACUAAGGAGUUUGAAGUACGUGCAGAAUUCACAAUGCCGCCUAUGGCUAAUAGGACGAGUGUGGCAGGGCGCGAGAUGAAGUGGCUGGCGUUGUUCUCUCUCGUGGCGGCGACGGUGCUGCAGCAGCCGGCGCCGCUGGUGCGCACGCGCACCGGCUACGUGCGCGGCCGCGUGGCCCGCGACGGCCGCCUCGUGGAGUACCUGGGGAUCCCUUAUGGGAGCGUCAGCACGGAGAACCGGUUCAAGGCCCCUCUGCCGCCGCCAUCCUGGGACGGCGUGUUCGAGGCGGUGAACACAAACACGCGCUGCCCGCAGACCGUGCUGGGCACCGUCGUCAUCGGCGACCCCGACUGCCUCAAGCUCAACGUGUACGCCCCCGCCCGCGCGCGCGGCAAGCUGCUCCCCGUCAUGGUCUACAUCCACGGCGGCUGCUUCUUCGAGGGCACCGGCUCCGCCUUCCUCUACGGAGCCGACUACUUCGUCGAACACGGAGUCGUCUUCGUUGGCAUCAACUACAGAUUAAACGUCGAAGGGUUCUUGUGUCUGGGAACCGAAGAUGCUCCUGGAAACGCAGGCCUGAAAGACCAAGUAGCUGCCUUGAGAUGGAUCAAAGAUAAUAUAGAAGCGUUCGGAGGAAACCCAGAUAGUGUCACACUGUUUGGAGAAAGCGCGGGCGCUGUUUCUUCCUCGUUUUUAGUACUUUCACAAGCCGCUAGAGGACUCUUCCACAGAGUCAUACUCCAAAGCGGAUCCACGCUUGCACCCUGGGCUUUACAGCACGAUCCUAUAAGGACAGCUAGCUCUCUAGUCAAACAAUUCGGAUAUGAUACCAAAGAUCCUCACGAAAUAUACGAUAUUUUAAGAAAUAAAACCGUAUACGAACUGAUCAAAGCUAAGGCUACCGAUAAUUUAAAUUACGUUUCAUCUGACACGCUCUUCGUGCCUUGCAUUGAGAAGAAUCUACCAGGAGUAGAGCCUUUAAUCACUGAAUACCCUACAAGUGUAAUAGAAUCUGGGAACUACACCAAAGUGCCCAUGAUAAUAGGUUUUAACGACAACGAAGGGAUAUACUUUGUAGCUAAAGAUUACGGAAACAGUCUCAAAUCAAUCGAUCCCAAAGAGAAUUUACAUUUAGAUUUAGAGUUUCCUACAGAAUCUGACAAGAACAACACGGUAGAAAUUAUUAAGAGUCAUUACUUUCCUCCGGAGAAAGACGAACUGAUUCUAGACAUGGUGGAUUUGUAUUCAGAUUUGCACUUUAAGUUUCCUUCAGUGAUCGAGUCGGAUUUGUACACACAGACGACGGAUAAGCCGAUAUACUUCUACCUGUUCAAGUAUGGAGGGUAUCGCAACAUGGCAAAGAUCAUCGUGGGGUACGGGGCGACGGAGGGCGCGUCGCACGCCGACGAGCUGUUCUACCUGUUCAAGCCGCACUCCAUCCCGUUCCCUCACCAGCUGGAGCGCCGUAUGAUCAAGCGCAUGGUCACCCUCUGGACCAACUUCGCCAAAUACGGUGACCCAACACCAACGACGUCACCUCUUUUACCGUUCCGCUGGCGCCCCGGCCGAGCCGGCAACCCCUCAGCUCUGGUCAUCGAUGACCAGCUCUCCACGGCUCGCCUCUGGGACUACGCUACUGUAGACCUGUGGAACCAGACCUACACCAAGUAUAGGAGGAAACUGUAUGGGUUUCAGUAAUCUUCAGCCUUUAGUCGGUCAUGGUCUCUCCACAGUUCGUCUGAUACUUCGCUAUUGUAAUAGGCCUGUGGAACCAGACCUACAGAAACUAUAGAAAGAAACCCAGUAAUCUUCAGCCUUUAUGGUAUCUCCACAGUUCGUCUUUGAUACUACGCUAUUGUAGACCUGUCCAACCAGUCCCACAGCAUGUGUAGGAGGAAACUGUACGGGUUCCAGUAAUCUUUAGUCAUUCGUGGGCAACACCACAAUUCGUUUUUGAUAGUACGCGACUGUAAACCUGUGAAACCAGACCUAGAGCAAGUAUAGGAGGAAGCUCUAUAGGUAUUUACUUGGGUACCAGUAAUCUUCGGCCUUUUGUCAUUCAUACUGACCACAUGCUGACAGCUGAACUGAACUCUCCACAUUCUUCGAUACUGUAGACCUAUGAAACCAGACAUAGGUGUAGUAUUAAGCUUGCUCAACAGCAAACUGGACUGGAGGAAACUAGAAAUUUCAAUAAAUUUCGAUGAUCGGCAGAAGUUUCAA
Messenger RNA from Leguminivora glycinivorella, 2278 nucleotides. Its product is annotated as cholinesterase 2-like. Lineage: Eukaryota; Metazoa; Arthropoda; Insecta; Lepidoptera; Tortricidae. The record is from RefSeq and is a predicted model, not a curated record.